Molecule: messenger RNA, 10660 nt
Organism: Xenopus laevis (African clawed frog)
Lineage: Eukaryota; Metazoa; Chordata; Amphibia; Anura; Pipidae
Gene: ksr1.L
Product: kinase suppressor of ras 1 L homeolog
Exons: 20
Coding region: 537-3161 (874 amino acids)
Biological process (GO): Ras protein signal transduction; signal transduction
Cellular component (GO): endoplasmic reticulum; cytoplasm; membrane
Molecular function (GO): protein serine/threonine kinase activity; ATP binding; kinase activity
Source: RefSeq, a predicted model, not a curated record
CAUUGCUAUUUGCCUGUGCCUCAUAUCCCCCCCCCCCUUACAGGAACACUGGUGAGAAUGCAGCAUCCUCUGCAGUAUCAGCCAGCAGCAUUCACAGACAAGACUACAAGCCCCACAAUCCCCUGCAUGUGACCUGAGCACUGGCUGAUAUUAAGAAGCCCAGGGAGGGAGAAGGCAGCAGUGAGUACUCAGUGGCUGUCAGACUUAUACUUUGGCUGGGUCUCUUUAUUCUCAUCAACUUGCUGACUGCACCGCCCUCCUUGCAUUUCUAAUCUCACUGCUUCAUUUGUGCCUAUUUAUAAUCUGGGGAGAGUGAAGAGAGAGCACUGGAAGACUUUUUUCUUCUUCAAUGUUUAAACCUCCACCCUAUAUUUUCACGCACGUCGUCACUUUUGCUAUUUAAAAACUGCACUCUUUUUUUUAUUUUUUUUAAAAAUUAGUAUUUGUCGCAAAGCAGUCUUCAUAAAAUUGAGAUUUCUUUUGUAUUUUUACGAAGACAUUUCCCCCCCAUUUGCACGGUUCCCGAUGCCGAGGAGAUGGAUAGAGAUGGGAAGAUGGUAGAGAGGAAGCAGCAGCAGGGGGGUGAGGAUGGUGCAGGGGGGAAGAGCAGCCUGUCGGCCCAACAGCAGUGCGAGCUCAUCCAGAACAUGAUCGACAUCUCCCUGUCCAACCUGCGGGGGCUCCGCACACAGUGCGCCGCCUCCAACGACCUGACACAGCAGGAGAUCCGGACCCUGGAGGCAAAGCUGAUUAACUACAUAAGCAAGCAGCUACAAUGCAAGCUUCAUGUGCCUCGUGUUGAGAGAACAGAAAUACUGAACAGCUAUCCAAGAGUCAGCGACUGGUUACACACGAUCAGUGUGAGAAAUGAAGUUGUUCUGAAAAUAUCUGAAAAAUUAACACUAGAUGCCUUAUUGGAAAUGAAUGAAUUAAAAGUGAAAGAAACCAUGAAGAAAUGUGGUGCCAACACAGAAGAGUGCUCCAGACUUAAUGGAGCUCUAUCCUGCUUAAAGAAAUUAGCACGUUCAGGGGGGGACAUGAAAGAUACAAUAUGGAAUCCUCCAGAGAUACGCAAAGAGAGCUCUUCCCAACUUCCAUCUGAUAUUUCCUCUCCUGUUGGAUCAGCAUGGACUCUUAACUCUCAGCUUCUGAAGACCAACAGCCACCAGCCUCGUUCUGUUUCGGUUUCUGCCAUCCCUUUCUCAGACUCCUCUAUCACAAGCCAAGGACCUUAUAUUUAUGCAGAGAACUUGCAGGACCCCUUCUCCUCCUCAACACCUGUCAGUAGGUUAACACUUAGGACUCCCCAUGGAAUUACAAUUACCCCUCCUACAACCCCACAGUUAAAGAGGCACAUAAAGUUAAAGCCUCCUCGGACACCACCCCCUCCAGGCCGCAAGGUGUUUCAGCAGUUACUUCCCAACUUUUCAACUCUCAAAAGAAGCAAGUCUCAUGAAUCUCAGCUUGGCAACAGAAUAGAUGAAGUUCCUUCUCUUAAGUUCGAUAUCCCUCAAGGGUCCCCACAGAUGGUAAGGCGAGAUAUUGGGCUCUCCGUUACACACAGAUUCGCUACAAAAUCCUGGCUUUCUCAGGUGUGUCACGUCUGUCAGAAGAGUAUGAUGUUUGGGGUCAAAUGCAAACAUUGCAAGUUAAAAUGUCACAAUAAAUGCACAAAAGAUGCUCCUUCAUGUAGAAUAUCAUUCCUUCCAAUAGCCAAAAUACGGAGGACAGAGUCAGUUCCUUCUGACAUAAAUAAUCAGGUAGACAGACCAGCAGAGCCUCAUUUCGGAACUCUUCCCAAAGCACUAACUAAGAAGGAACAUCCUCCAGCAAUAAACCACCUUGAUUCAAGCAGCAACCCAUCUUCUACUACUUCUUCCACACCUUCUUCUCCGGCGCCCUUCCAGUCUUCAAACCCUUCCAGUGCUAUAACCCCCCCGAACCCUUCCCCAAUGGGCUUGAGGGACAGUCGAUUUAAUUUCCCAGCUGCCUACUACAUUCAGCAUAGACAACAGUUUAUCUUCCCAGAAAUAUCUGUCCCUACCGAAGCAACGCAUGUUUCUGAGACUUCAGAGAACUCCAGUGCUGAGGCUGAAAUGGAAACUGAUGUGGCAGAAGAGCAAGAAGCUGAGGUGGAAGAGCAGGAUGCUAAUAAAUCUGAGCCAGAAUAUGACGAUGAUGAGCUUGAUGAGCUUCCCAACUCCAGAUACACAAGUGGAACUUUCAGGGGAAUGAUCAUCCGCAAGGCGAGCCAGACCAGCGUGUACCUGCAAGAGUGGGACAUUCCCUUUGAGCAGAUAGAACUUGGAGAGCUCAUUGGUCAAGGGAGAUGGGGAAAGGUGUUUAGAGGGAAGUGGCAUGGUGAGGUAGCCAUACGUUUAUUGGAGAUAGAUGGCAAUAAUCAAGAUCACUUAAAGCUGUUCAAAAAGGAGGUGAUGAACUACAGACAAACACGGCAUGAGAAUGUGGUUUUGUUUAUGGGAGCAUGCAUGCAUCCUCCUCACUUGGCCAUCAUUACCAGUUUUUGCAAAGGGAGGACACUUAAUUCAUUUGUAAGAGACCCCAAAACAUCCUUGGAUAUCAACAAAACGAGACAGAUCGCUCAAGAAAUUAUCAAGGGAAUGGGCUAUUUGCACGCCAAAGGCAUUGUCCAUAAAGAUUUGAAAUCCAAGAACGUUUUCUAUGAAAAUGGGAAGGUUGUCAUCACUGACUUUGGGCUGUUUGGCAUUUCAGGGGUGGUUCAGGAAGGAAGACGUGAAAAUGAACUGAAGUUGAGCCACGACUGGCUAUGUUAUUUGGCGCCAGAAAUAGUGCGAGAGAUGACUCCUGGCAAAGGUGAAGACACACUUCCCUUCUCCAAAGCUGCUGACAUUUAUGCUUUCGGCACCAUUUGGUAUGAACUUCAGGCUAGAGACUGGCCGUUGAAGAGACAAGCAGUUGAGGCCCUUAUCUGGCAGAUUGGAAGUGGUGAAGGCAUGAAGCAAGUCUUAUCUUCAACAAGUCUAGGGAAAGAAGUUACUGAAAUCUUGGCUGCGUGUUGGGCUUUUGAUAUCGAUGAAAGGCCAAGUUUUACACUCCUUAUGGACAUGUUGGAGAAGCUGCCAAAACUGAACCGAAGGUUGUCUCAUCCAGGUCACUUCUGGAAAUCUGCAGAGUUAUAGCUGCUGGCACACUAACUGGGCAUUGCCUUGCAUGUUUCCAUAAUAUCUUCUGCUAAUCUUCAGCUUCGUGGACAGUGGCCUUCCAUCCACAAAACCAAUAACAGAACUCCUUUUUUAACCCCCUUGGAUGUUCUUCUGCUUUGAUUUUCUCCUGCCUGCUCUUUUCUUGGUGUGGGCUAUUUGCUUGAAUAACAAAUUCUGACUGCAAAGGGAAAAAUACUUGGCACUAACCAUACGACUCGGCAGCAUAUUUGCUCUCUCAAGCACUUUUUUGACAAAAAUAACAUUCUCUGAAGUAGGGAUACAAGCAUUAGGAUUUUAUGCUGAGUGUUUUAUGUGUGUGUCUGUAGAAGUAGUGUCAUAACAUUUUAAUUUAUCUGUGUUUAAGAUUGUCCAGCAAAUGUAUACACACAACCAUUUUUAAACAAACUUUUUUUUUAAUGAAUGUGUAGCAUAUUCAGAUUGUUCAGGCCAAUAUUUUGAGACAGAUUACUUUUAGUACUUCAGGGGGCUGAAGCCUUUUCCAUAUCCAGCAAUAACAACGAGUAAAUGGUAUUUAUAAUUAGCAUCCACUGUGGCCAUGUAUGUAAUUUACUAUACUGGUAUGUUAUAUUAUAUUCUAAAUAACUUUUAUCCUUAAAAUUACCAUUUCCCAAAGCAUCCUAUGAACAGUUUUUCUCUGUAAUGUUAAGCGAGUACUUGAUGGUAACUAAGCUAGCUUAGAUCCAUACUGGUUGCAGAGCAGUCCCACUGGGGUUUUUAAUGUUUAAAUAUUUUAAGUAGCUUAAAUGCAAUGAAUGACCCCAUAAUACAACCUGUACCUAUGUAUUAUAAUGCAUGAAUCACUUGCUUCUAAAGAAAACUUCCCAAAGGCUUUAAACUAUGCAGGAGUUUCUCAUUUAACUAAUGAGUUUGAUACUUCAGAUUAAAUCAAAGCGAUUCUAUUGGGAGAGAUGAAAAGGUAAAUGCAGAUAAUUCUGUGUGUAUUUAUACAUAUACAAAUAUAAUUUAUACAUACACGUGCAUUUUACAGGCAUAAUGGCUUUACAGCAUAAUGCCAGGGAAGCCGUUGAAAUUGUAUUCAAGAUACAUUUAAUUUAAUAAUGUACAAUAUUAUGUGUAAUGUGCAAGCUGGCCUUGACUCCUCCCCCCUUCAUUUCGCUUAUAAAAUGCCUUUUUGCAGCUAUAGUUUUCGUUUGCGCCCCUAAAUUCAUGAAAAGUUCAUUAGGACCUGUAUUUUACAUAUCAAUUUGUAGAUGUUUUAUUGCUGUAAAUUGUAUUUGUAAUUUUUAAAUAUGGAAUAGUAAACAUUUAUACAGAAAACGGUUCAUCGUGCUGCUCAGUUAUUUGUUGGACAAUCUUACAUCCCGUUCGAUCGAUGAUAAUGAUGAAUACAUUUUGUAAAGUAGAUUUAGAUAUAACUUGAAUUGAAUUGAUUUUUCUAACUUGGAAAUAUUUGUUUUGUCCUCCUUUUUUCAGCAUUAACGGUAGCAAAAUGAUCUCCCGUUAUUAAAGGCUUGGCCUGGAAAUCUUGGAGCAGGGUAGCCUACAAUGGAAUAUGUCAAUUGUAAAGUCCCCUAACAGUGCAGCAAAUCUCUGAUUCGUUCUGCAGCCAUAAGGCAGGCACAGUAAACCUUCUGGCUAUUGGAUUUCUUUCCCACUGUCACUGCAUUUCCAUUAACCCAUUCUGCACUGAGCAAGAGCACUGCAGUGCCAUUGCUACCUUUUCCAGUGCUGAAUGGCUUAAGCCUUAAUUGUUACCUUCUGCUCAUGUUGUUUACAUAUGAUUUUAGGCUUGUGAAAUUGUAUUGUGUCGAUGAAAUGAAAAUAAAUGUGACUGACUUUUUAUCUUCUGUAUAAGCUAUGAGAAUAUGAGAAGUGACAUGAAAAAGACUUUGUUCAUAAACCUUUGGUGGGCAUCCAUAAUGCUCCAGCAGUAAGCCGCCUAAGGAUGCUGCAAAAUCUUUGACACUCUAGUAAAGUGCUAGAAGUUCAUGAUCAUACAUUCAUUCUGACCCACAAUACCCUUAAAUUCAUAAUUAUUUAGAUAUGAGUUAAAGAUUCCAAUAAAUAUUUAUUACAGAGGUUAUAGCUUAGUAACUGACUUGCGAUACCCAAUCUCUUAAAAAUGUUUUGACAGACCCAUUGUCAGCAACUGAAUUAACUAUAUUACAUAUAUCAUUUUCUGUAUGUAAGAUGUAGAUCUCUGUACUGCUGAAGUGAAUCUUUCACAGGUUUUCAUUACUUCUUCAACUGUUCUUCCCAUGAUAAUUCAUGUAAUAUCUAGAUAAGUAUGUUUUUUAUUGCCCCUAAUACCCUCAUCAGAGGUUGUUUAUGUGUAUUUCACCACAAACCAGAAAAGAAAUACCUUUGUUUGGCUGGGGGUUCUCCUGUUUUAUGUCACACGUACAGUCAUUAGUUUUUGUCAGAGUUUAACUUUACUUUAAUGCAGGGAUCACGAGUAGCAAGAUCUUUGUUGAGAUGCUACAGUUCGGUUGACUCUCCUAACUCUGCUUAUUAAUAUACCUUUUAGAUUUUCCAUAAACACAAGUAUAUAGAAAUGUGGUAAAACACUGAAGGAGAGAGCAUUUUUAAGCAUCUUUUAAAUAAUUCUGUAAAACAAACUCAAUAUGCCUUGAAACAAAAGCUCGUUUUUGUUUCAGAGAUUUACACUUAUUUUCUAUUUAUUAAAACUUUUACAAAUAAGGGCAUAGCCUGAGUGUGAGUAAAACAUUUUCUGUGUUUGCACAGGAGGAAUAGCCUCAAUUUUAGUUCCUGCUCAUGUUUUAUAAAUAACUGCAAUUGAAUGAAAAUAUAAGUGAUCUGCAAAUGUUGUGUAGGUCUCAAACUUUACAUCACUGGGUUUGAUUCUUCUGGGUGUCCCUUGGGAAUGUGGGCAACUCACAUCAACUUUCUGCCACCAGCAAUAAAACUUAGAAGCUCUACAGCAUCUCCAUCUAAAGCACAAGGUGGUACAAAUAUUGUAGAACUACUGUAUGUAGAAAUUAAUAACCUGUGUAUAAAUGCAGUUUUGCUGAGUUUUUUUUUGGAAUCUGAUACCUGCCACAAUAAUUUCAUGAAAAUUCACAGUUUUUAUUCAACGUUUUGUCACUUUAAUACAUAUUGACCUUUAGCAAAAAGCUAACGUUGCUGGCAGGUCUCCCCAUAAGUUUCUAAGGCUGGUAGUACCGGGGGGAUCUUUUCUGCUGGUUGCAAAGCCUGAAAUUCCUUUGCAUUGAAUGGGAAUUAUUGACUCCAUUAAAACUGGUGCUUUUUAGCUAGCCAAAAUCAGGAUUUUUGGGGCUCAACAUUUCCAGUACUGAUGCUAUGAGGCAUCUCUCACAUUUUUUUGCCAGCAUUUAAAAAGCCCUCAUUGUGCCAUGGGGUCCAUAUGCUGUGAGUGUUCCAUGGUCCUCUUUAACACAGAGAACAUAGAAAAUAGUAUAUGUAAAUAAUUUUUCCCACCCAAAGACACGAGUAAAGCACUGGCCAGUGUAUUGGAUCUAAACACAAAAAAACGAUGCAAACCUUUCUUAUACAUUUAUAAAUGGGAACACUUUCACCAGAACUGGGUUUUGAUGGCCUCUAUAUUUGGUUUGUAUAUAUUUUUGGAGAACAGGCAUUUUAAAAUGUGAGGCUUAAAAACGAUCUAUUCUAUCUAUAUAAUAAAUACCUUGUUGGCCGAUUAAAAUGAUGACUUUCUUUUGUACGUACAAAUGAAUUUCAGAUUCCUGUCUUCCCGCAGAUUAGUAUGGCAUCCUGUGCUUGCCUUUUUGCUUUCAGACUGCACAGAUAAGCAAGUAACCCUGCAAAUAAGGCCAAAUAGGAACUGUGGUUUGGCGACAUUUAACUAACUAUAGAUUUUACAACAGAUUUUAAAAAUAUAUUUGGCUUUCUUUCUAAGUAAAACAUUAGCCCCAUGUCUGAGUAAGGUUAACAUGCAUUUAAAUAUUUUUGGAAGGUAGGAUUAGUAUGGUAAAUAAAAAAAUAAAUUACAUCUGUCCAUGUGUUUUCCAAGCAAAAGUUCACUUGAAGAAUAUGUUUUCAUUUUGCAUGAGACCCAAUAUGGAAAAUCAUUCAUGUCUGAGGAGAUUGGUAGCUUCCUGUUCAGACUUUUUGUUACAGCAUAAUAUCCCAAACAACAAAUCUGUGCAGCAGUGCAAAACUCCUUGACUUCAUUGUUUUCACUAACCAGCCCAUGCUUACUGAAACAAUUUAACUAAAGCCAGCAGCCCCUACUAUAGAGCCCCUGACACAUGGGACAUCUAUCUGACCGCAGAAAAGCACCUAAACCCUCCACUCAUGCCUCUCUGUUAACUGAAUCGGAAAUACCACCUGCAUCAGCACCCCAUGUGCCAUCAGUCUAUGAGUAUAAAAACUCAUUUUAGUUAAACAAACUGCUAAAAGCCUUUUCCAGAAUCCAUUUUCAAUGGUUCAAACAGUGUAUUUUCUGGGUCUUUCUUUUCAACUCAAGUGGCUCAAUAGUAUUUUCCAUGAGAGAUGGAACAUCACAGACGGUAUAGUGAGACUCCCAUAUAACCUUUGAUUUCACUGCCAAGAUACUGUAAUUCUUACAGUAUCAUUGGGACUGAACAGCCAGUAUAUCAAGGCCUUUACUCCCAACUAAAACACCUUAGAGCCUAGUUAUAUGUGAAUGCAAGUUUUACUAUAAGUAUGCUAUCGCUUUCAUAUUUUAUAUCUGAGCCGUAAUAAAUUUUAUUCAGUGAUACAUAUAUGAACACAUAAAAGUUAGCGUGUGUUUUUGUUUUAACAUGGUAUCACCCAUGUCACUACCCACCAGCGGUGGCUCUUGCAUUCAAGAAUAAAGAGGCCUAAACAGUCUCUUUUGGCUGUCUAGAGGAAAAUUGCCUGUGGUCCUUACUGCUCACUCAGUGAUUUGGCCUUUUAUAGCUACAGUAUACCAUUGUCAUGUCCCAUUUCAAUAUGAGAACAUGCAGUGGAUAUGGAGAGAAGAAUAGAUAGCAGAAGACACUAGGAGAACAAAGUAAUGAGAGAAGGGAGGACAAAUAUUUUGAAGGGCCUUCUGCUUGAGGUUUUGUGGAGGGCACCUCAGCCCAACACUGCCCACACGCUUGACCGGUUUAAUUGUUUUUAAAGCGUAUGUGUCAUUGGAAUGAGAUCACUAAAUAUGAUGUUAGAGUGAUUAUUAUAAACAGAGAAAACCAGGGUGUAUAGCCAUCAACAGCUCAGAUUAUGGCAAGGCUCUAGUUGUUUGACCCCAUUUGAGGUGCAGCAUUUGGUUGGGGCCCCCCAACAAACUUUACAUAACAUCAAUCAUAGUGCCAACAUGCUAAGAAUAUCUAUAUAUCAUGCAUAUACUGAAAAUCCCAUCCUAACUGAGCUUCUGCUUGGGCUUCCAAAGCACCGUGCAUAGGGAGCAGAUAUUCUCUCCAAAUCAUACCCUAUAUUGCCUGCAGGGUGUGUUCCCAGUUACUGCUUGGUGAUUCAAAUAUAAUCUGUACUCACAUAUUAGCUUUGUGUCUGAUCUCAAUUAAACAAUUUGGGGAUUGAAGAGGAUCAGAGCAAUGGCAAAAUGGUUAAUAUUAGAAACAAUGUGUACAAACAUAUAAAGGAUUAUGAAAAUAUGGCAUUCCUAUAUGGCCUUCUGCUUUGUCACAGCUGCACCUUCCAUCAAACUAAAGGUUAACCAUCAUUUACAGUUAGUGCUCUUUUAUAGAUGUGAGGAGUUCCCUUUAUCAGUAAGGAUUUCCUUUGUUCUGUAUAUAAAUCUUUUUACCUAUGUGACACUCCCUCAGUAGGGCUGUUAAAUUCUUGGGUGAAGGUGUAGCAAAGAUCUGCUUUAGAUAAGAAGUGUUUCAGGUGCAAUAAAAGAUUUAUUAUGGGCAGAUUAUUAUAAUGCAUAGAAUUAUGUACCAUAACUGUGUGUCUAAACAUAUUGGAUAAAAUCUUUUUUUCACAACCCCUGACUGGGCUUAUUUAUCAACACUGGGCAAAUUUGCCCAUGGGCAGUUACCCAUAACCACCAAUCGGUGAAGAGCUUCUUAAAGCUAGCUUCAAGUAGAUCAAUGAAUGCAGAUAGAUUGGUUGCCAUGGGUUACUGCCCAUGGGCAAAUUUGCCCAGUGUUGAUAAAUGACCUCCUACAUAGACACAAUAGUUCUCUGAUGUAUACAUCAUAGUUUUUAUUCCCAUAAUCAACAUUUCAGUGGAAUUUGCAACACCUCGCCUGCAAACACGAGUUCCUAUGCAAGAUAAUAAUCACUACUAGAUCUUACAAAGUAAGUGUAUGAUUUUAGAAUUUAGUCUGCUGUUUCACACGGUUGGAAGUCUAUGAAGACUAGGGGCCAUAAUCUCUUGGAAUGUCACAUCUGCAGUUGGACAGCCUGCUUACACCAUGUGUCCUAAGUUAUUUUUCCCUAAGUGUAUUUAUAUUUUCAUUUAGUGUGGUUGACAACAGAUGCAAACCCAAGGGAUACGAUUUUCAACACACACUCUUACUGACUUCCAUUAAUCAUUACACAAUUCAUUAACAAUAUAGGUCAUCUGAAACAAAUUUCACUUCCUCGAUUUGUCACUGUUUAUGACCGGAUUGAUUUUCAGGCAGUAACACAAAUCAUGUGAAUUCCAAACAAGCCACACCGAUUAGAAUGUUCCUGUAAAAUGGCCUUUUGUCUAAAUGGAUUUUAAUACAGUCAAAUAUAUUUUCAACAACUCCACAAAAUGUCCAGUAGUAUAAUAACAAGGCUACAAGGGUAGCUAAUUCAUUCACUGGACAUACACUGAUAGAGUAAGCAUUCAGCUUUGGGGUGGAGGCCCAAGCAUAUACAUGGAGGUGUGACUUGCAGCAUUUGGAUAGGACUGUUGGAAUGAUCAUGUGCUCUACCUGGGUGCUUUUUUUCUUUUUUUUUUCUUUAACUGUUACACUUUCUGACUUGAUGGGAAUAGGAAAUACAUUAGUAAGAUUAAACUGCAGGCACUGACAAGUGCAUAAAAUAUUGCCUAGUCCUGUGAAAACAUACAAACUGCUUUAAGUUUGGUUUGAUGCACUGGUGUGUUUCUAUUUUUUGUUAAGCAGAUUUUCCCCACACCUUUUUUAAAAGACCACUGAUUUAAAUGUGACUAUUGCUUUUAGUAAUCUUUUCUUAUCAUGUUAUAGUAAGGGAGUGAAUCACAACUGUAAAACGUGUGUCCUUUUUAGACGUGUAGAAAUGUUUAUUUUGGCUGUACAAUACCGCUCUAUUGGCCAAAACAUCAGUGCUAGAUGUAAAUGGAGUCUGUACUAUGGUGUACUGGACGCGUAUCUUUUUGAAUGUGUUGUAAAAUUUUGUACAGUAAAAUUUUUUAUAUUUUCUAUCAAAUGAGUUUGUCUUCCAGAAUUGCUAUUAAUUUAAGGAAACUGUUAGUAUUAACAAAGGUUCUGUAUUAGUUAUGCAAGCAGCAGAAGUGCACUCCUAUGCUAAUGAAAUUUUGGGUAUAUAGGAUUCUGUAACGUCAAUAAAUUCUCUCUUGAGAAAACAAA